Molecule: messenger RNA, 2046 nt
Organism: Platichthys flesus (European flounder)
Lineage: Eukaryota; Metazoa; Chordata; Actinopteri; Pleuronectiformes; Pleuronectidae
Product: protein shisa-like-2B
Exons: 3
Coding region: 7-570 (187 amino acids)
Source: RefSeq, a predicted model, not a curated record
ACAGCCAUGGGAGCGGACGCUGAUGUGCGCGGCACAGCGCGUCCUGCGCUCCGUGCGUCAGACAUGGGCUCGGACUGUGAAAGUUACUACAGCAAGGAGAACGUGUUCGUGGAGGGAUUCACGUGUCCGAGAGCGGACAAUGACUCCACGGCUCUUUACUGCUGCGGCUUCAGUGACCUGAAAUACUGUUGUGACGACCCCAACAGCUUCUUCCCAUACGAGUAUGGAUACAUGUGGUGGUUGAGUGUUGGAGCUCUGGUGGGUCUCUCUGUAGCAGCCCUGGUUCUUCUUGCCUUCAUCAUCACCCUGUGUGUACUCUGCUAUCUGUUCAUCACCACCAAACCCAGAGAGCUGGAUAAUGGGCUUCCUCUUCGAGCACCAGGUUCUUCAUCGAGUCCACACGGACCAGGACCAAGUCAUAGCAGCGCAAGUUCUGGACCUCAAGGCCUCAGGAAACACUUCCUGAGGGGCAAGCUGGACUGUGACAACCAGCCGCCAGACCCAGACCACCUUUUCCAGCGUUGUUUCAUGGCUACUGUGACAUCCAUCAAUGUUGAGGGUCCUGCAUAGACUCGUCGACUAUUUUACUUUAGGAGCAGUUACUUUUAGUAUGAUUCUUUCUACUUACCUCAUUCUACUGAAGGCUCAAAUUGAUUUGAAUUCAGAACGUCACAUAUUCUUAAAAGAAAAUUUACAUUUGACAAAAUCAAAUUUAAACCUUGAGAAAACCAAAUUGUAGCAGAGAAACAAGAUGUGACCUUGAUGCUUUAUAUGCAGGGUCGCUUAAGCUGCAGUCGUUUGCAGCUUAAGCGACCCUCAUUUUCCAAUUGAAAUCUCCCAUUAUUUUGUUUCCAGUUGGAUCUAGUCCCCAGUUGGAUCUAGUCCCCAUCAUGAACCUGGUGGCCACUUUGCUUUUACACUGUGAUGGAGAACUUAAAGACUCAAAAAGGAGGAGCAUGCAGGACUUUGAUGAAAUGUGUGAAAGUACAGGAUCUUCAUGCAACCUGUUGUACAUAGACCUAGAGCUAGUGUUUGUCGGCUCACCACUCUGUGCCACACAUCUCAACAACUGUCAGAAAAAAAACAUAUUCAGUCAAUUUCUCUCCUGAGGAUUCAAUCCUACUGAAUUUGUGGAUUCUCUGAUCGUUUGCUUGGGCCACCAUUAGGUGCAUAUGUUUGGUCUUGUCUUGAAAAGUAGUAGAGGAAUUACUAUGAAACUUGGUUCACACACACAAACCCACGCUCACACACACACACACACACACACACACACACACACACACACACAAUAGACAAAUUCCCUUCAGGGUAAACUAUUUUACUUUGUAUCAGACUUUGGUCACUAACCGACCAUUGAACAAAUUUCUUAGAGGCGACAUUGACAAGAAAAUAAAUGUUGCUAUAUUUACUUAAAGACAGGGUCAGAUACAUUGUAAUGCAACCUGAAAUACACAUACACACAGGCUAACUUAGAAGGACAAAGGUGCAAAAAAUAGAGCUGUCUAUGUGUGAGAUGUCAGUCUUGCAUGUAGUGGGCAUGACCCACUAGCUGUUAUGACAACAGACUGCCCUCACAGCCUGAAUGGACCCUGAAUGUGACACUUUAGAAAAAAAAAAUGUGUUGUUGUGAAGAAACAGCCAGCAUGUUACUUAACUUAUGUGGACAUGCAAAAGCUCCUAGGUUUAAUGAAUAAUUUGCUUUAAAUUGUAAGCUGCCGAGUGUGUAAAUGAAGUGUGAGCAAUGGCAUAAAUCACACCCAAAGAAAUAUUUGUAUUUACUUAUAUUUUGCUUUUCAGAAGUAUCCUAAAUGAGGAUAAGGCAGACUUGUUGAUUUGUGCUGUCAAGAAAUGUGAUUUGUAAGAUGUCCAGGUCCUGGAGCUGUUUUGAUUGCAGCAAAGCAGAAACCUGUUAUAGCCGUAAACUCUCAUGUUGUGCCAUGAAUUCUCAGAAUGUUCAUGUAAUGUCUGUGUUUCUGAGUUUUGUUUAAUAGCGUUGUACUCUGUGCGAGAUAUUUAGCAGCUCAAGUGCCUCUGACUUUGUACAUG